This is a messenger RNA of Colius striatus (speckled mousebird), 10834 nucleotides long. It is a transcript of the gene REEP2, whose product is annotated as receptor accessory protein 2. Gene Ontology annotation, cellular component: endoplasmic reticulum membrane; endoplasmic reticulum tubular network; cytoplasmic microtubule. NCBI's taxonomy places the organism in Eukaryota, Metazoa, Chordata, Aves, Coliiformes, Coliidae. The coding region runs from base 26 to 964 and encodes 312 amino acids. The transcript has 9 exons. Gene Ontology annotation, molecular function: taste receptor binding; microtubule binding. The record is from RefSeq and is a predicted model, not a curated record. Gene Ontology annotation, biological process: endoplasmic reticulum tubular network organization.
CCGCCCGAGCCCGCCCGGUGCCGCCAUGGUCUCCUGGAUCAUCUCCCGCCUCGUGGUGCUGAUCUUCGGCACCCUCUACCCCGCGUACUCCUCCUACAAGGCCGUGAAGACGAAAAACGUGAAGGAAUAUGUGAAGUGGAUGAUGUACUGGAUUGUGUUUGCCUUUUUCACAACUGCAGAAACACUCACAGACAUUGUUCUUUCUUGGGCUGAGAGAUGCCCUGUUUAUGGAGUUUUCAUGGCUAUGGAUGAAAGACUAAAUGAGACUCGAAGAAGUUCUCCAUCUUUCUCUCUCUCUCUCUCUCUCUCUCUCUCUCUGUUUCUUUUUUUAUUCCCUCUUUCUCUCAGGUUUCCUUUUUAUUUCGAGCUGAAAAUUGCAUUUGUGAUUUGGCUGCUCUCCCCUUACACCAAGGGCUCCAGUGUCCUCUACAGGAAGUUUGUGCACCCAACGCUCUCCAAUAAGGAGAAGGAAAUUGAUGAAUACAUUACUCAGGCUCGUGACAAGAGCUAUGAAACCAUGAUGCGAGUUGGCAAGAGGGGGUUAAACCUUGCUGCCAAUGCAGCAGUUACUGCAGCUGCCAAGGGCCAGGGAGUUUUGUCUGAGAAGUUGCGAAGUUUCAGCAUGCAGGAUCUCACUCUGAUCCGGGAUGAAGAUACCGUGCUUAUGCGAAGCCAUGAGCCACAGCUGCACCCUUCUGGUGGGAGUCUUCUUGAAACUAUUGAGGAUUCAGCUUCCUGUUACUCCUCAGGAGAGGAGAGCAGUGUGACACAGAGGUCUAAUGGAGCCUCCUUGGAGACUAGAACAGACCCAUCAGAUGAAGAUGCAGGAGACAAACUUCCUAAACGUACCCAGAGUCUCAAAACACCUAAGAAGGUGACAAAAGCUGAGCUUCCAGUCAGAAGUCUGAAAGCCCGCCCUAAGAAGAAAGCAGCAGGCUCUCUUGCUUCUAGCGAGUCAUCCUAAGAGAAGCUCCCCCUCCCCAGCACCUGUCUCUGACCCAGGAUUUGCCUGUCACUUCUGAGGGGAAACUCCCCAAAGAAAGGGAGCUGAGAUUCAUGUACAUAACUGAUACUGCUUUGUAGAGCUCAUUCCAAGGCAAGGGGGAGGCUGGGAUUCAGAAAGUGGAGUAGAGGAUACACAUCCUCAGGAAUUUUCUCCUUUUCAUCUAUCUGUUAGAGGGAAUGCUGAUGUCUGUAUAUAGCCUGUUGCUUUGGAAUUCCCACUGUAUAACCCUAGUUGGGGAAAAUCUUUGCUGGAAGGACUGACUAGGGUUAGAGACAUCCAUUGCACAGAAGCUGGAAAAAAUAUUAGACACUGAAAUUCCACAGGGGUGGGUGGCUGCCUAAAAUGUCUUACCCUGCUCUAAGCAUUCUUCUGCAGCUGUGUGUUGUUAAGAAAUGCCCACCAUGAUUCAUCCUCCUUAAGAACAGACUGUACCUGUCGUGUCCAUCCCCUUUGAGAAGGUGACUGAAAUGAUGUAUGCUGAGUGCUUUGAAACAUAAAGGACUAGCUCCUGGGAGGAGUGUUGUUAGAGUCCUGUUACUAGUACUGCAAGAUUAAGAGAUUGGCUUUUUUUUUUUUUGCAAGGUGAAGGGAGAUAAUUGAAAAACUGGGCAAUGAAGAAAAUGUGCUGAUAUAUGCACAUACACGUGUCAUGGAGCAGAUACAGGUAUCUGUAAGAGUUAAGUAUUAAGAAGGAAAGUUGGGCAACUGUAAUAUUUUGCCUCUUUUUGAAACUGCUUGAAUUUUAUUUUGGGUUCUGUUGUUCACUUUGAUUCCUGAGAGAGCAUCAGAGUGAGGCAAGUCCCAUACAGUGGGAAAAGUUGUCAGGGAGACAGUUUCUUUGCCAUUUAGUGUCUGAAGUCCAUGUCAUCCUGAUACUUGUUACUAUGGUCAAAUUCUUUCAUUCUAGCAGGUGACUGGGGAAAACCUGACUCAAUAUAGCCUGUGGGCAUACUUGAGAAUUUCAGAAGCCCUUAUACCUCACUUUUAGGAGAUCCAGUCCUCAGGACAUGAGAACUGAUAAAACAGCUGAUGUAUGAAUUUUGCUAAUUACAAGAUUCAGUUUAUGGGGUAUAAAAAGCGGGAGUUAGGGCAUAAUACUGUAUUUACUCAGUCCAUUUCCUUUAGGCUACUGCAGCCUUUGCACAAAUUUUCUGUCUACCUGUGUGCCAUGUUUAUCAAUGUCCCAAGACCUCAGCAGCACAUAACACUUGGGACAGAACUACAUUGAAUGCAGAAUACAUAUUGUGGGAGUGAAAUUGCAGAGCUGCAGUGAAAAUUUGCAUCAUGCCCUACUGGAUUCCAAACUGUUAAGGGGAGAUUCCCCCAUACACAGGCCAACAGAGUCAGUGGGAAUUGGAGAUGAGUAGGGUUUCUGGUUUUGAGAACUAUAAUGUGGGAGCGCCAUUAGACAUGGUUGUCAGAACAAAUACUUGAUGGUGUUGAUCUUCACUGAAGCCAGUUAUGAAAGGAACCUGGCUUCACCUUCCCUACUGAAGACUGUUCCUACCUCUAGGUACAGGCACUUGUGUUUGCCAACAUCUUUUGCUGUCACAUCUCUGAAAUUAUGGUAGAUUCUUCACAGAGCUGAGUAUUUCACUGCUGACAAUGUGUAGAAUCACUUCUGCAAGUAACCAUUCCACAAGUAUUUCUGUCCUGAAGAAUUAGCCCUUCAAAAGUUUGUAAAGUUGAAGAUUAGGACUGAUAUUUUUCUUGUUUUGCAUUGUCUUGGUGGCAGGUUGUUAUGAAUUGACUAGUUAUUUUAGGAAAUAAAUUAAGUUGAUUUUAUUGUUAUUUGUAGCUUUUAAAAUGGAAGCCUUGACAGACCACUUCAGCAACUUGCAUCUUGUGAGGAAUUCAUGUGCUGGAUUAUCUACAAGGCUUUAGAUGGAAGCCAGCAGAAAAUCCUUGAUUCAACUUUGAGUUUAGAGUUUUGCAAAGAAAGCCAAGUGUUUUGUUCUUUUUAAUUCAUUAGCAAACAUUAUACUUGUCUCACUAAUACAUGCAAAGAUGUGUCCUGAAGCAGCAGUUCUUUCUGUUUCCAUAGGAAAUUCCUCCUUCAACGUGAGGGAUAAAAGUCUUUACUGAUUAUGUGGAAGACUCAGUUGUGAUGAACUGCUGUCCUAGAUUUUACUGUACUGAACAAGAGAUUGUUCUCUAUAUACCAGGUAUCUUUACGACCACAUUUCCUGAAUUUUUUUUUCUUUAAUAAAAAUUUUCCUUAGCAAAUUACUUAUGUAAAUCAUUGAGGGAUUUGAUUUGGAAGCCAGUGGUUCUUCAUUAUGCAUGCAUUCCGAGUCUUGGAUUUCUCUGUUUUCUAACAGAGACUUUCCAGAUCAUUUUCUAGAGUGUGUUCAUUUGUGGUAACUCUUCCAGCUUUGCAGCACAGGAAGAAUUUCUAAAGACUUGGUUUUGGUGUUUGGAUUUACUUUCGUAUUCCUGAGCUAAGUCCUACACUAAGUAUCUUUUAAUUAGCACUAAUGCUUGAUGUCAUUAGCCUGUGGGUAAGUGCAGGUCAGUCUUACCCUGACGUUUGUUGUACAGGGGAAUUCAAUGACUUCUGGUUUUGAGAGAGCCUGGAGUAAAGUCACAGAUUGUUAUGUAGUGUAUGAUGUGAAGAUGAUGAUGUCAAGCAGCAGAACUUAGAGAGAGCAAGAACGAUGUCUUAGCAUGGACACUGUUUUCUUCUUGCAGUACAAAUGUGAUUGCUAGACUGUGCUCUGCUUGAUCAAAGCCUCUGCAGAUCUGCCACCACCCACAUGACCUCUUAGUGAGUUACUAGAUACAGUUCUGCAUGGGAUGACAUGGUCUUGCAUAGAAAUUGUUUUGUUAAUGAGAACGCUGAUUGUGCCAUUCUGGUGAAAUGCAGUUAUCAGCUGUUGUUCAGUGUUUUCAGCAGGAAAUGCUCGAAUGUGGUUUCUCUUCAGUAUCAUCUGUGGGCUUCAUUGUGCAAUUAAGCAAAUGGUUAAAUCUUCACCUAGCAUUUGAACCCAUUGUGUUCAGGAAGUGUUUAUAACUCUUUACUAAUUUGCCUGGGCGUGGAGAGAAACACAGUAAGAGAAAAUUAUGAUACCUGAAGUUUCGGGGCAGGGGACGGGAGCAGCAUGGAGAGUCAAACUUCAUGUGCCUAAGAAUUAACCCAAAAUACUUGCACCAUGAGGUACAAAGCGAAGCCAUGACUCCCUUUUGGAAAGAAAUGUUGUACCUUCAUGCUUUAGAAUACUGUGAGAUAAUGUCUAUGAGAUAAUGUUCUGCUGUUGCAAAAGAAAAUGGUGACACGUCGUUUUCCUUCUGAGGAAAUGGUUUGCUGUUAAGAGACAAAUGUUCUCUUGCUUGUCAGUAUCCUUCAUGGGGGGUAAGAAAUAGAAAAAUACAGGGGAGACUAAUGCCAGAUUUUAAACCUUACACCUCCACGUCUUAAUUUCUUACUGUUCUGUAUCGAGUUUCUCAUUUUCUAGCCUUAUGUUUCCCAGACUGAUUUAUUUUAGACUAGAUUAACUUCCUUAGUAGGUAUCCUUUAAAAUGAAAAGCUUAUUCUGGGGAAACUACACCUUCCUCCGUUUUAAUGAUCUGAGUUCUUUCCAUUGUCCUUUUGCAGUGCUGGGAUUUCAUUUUUAAAUAUCCCUCUGGGAAGUAUAACUCCCUCACAAUGUAACGUCAAGUAAUUUCUGCCAAGAAAAGCAAGGUUUCUAGAUAACUGACUUUCCAGAAGUUGUUUAUUCUUUGCCAUCUCAAUCAGCAGGAUCGGUGCCUUAGGAGGAGAGUGAGGUGACUGUGGAAAACUCUGUCUCUGAUCUGCACAGAGCAUUGGAUCAAGGAGGCUUGCGUAUUCACUACAUCACUGUAUGCUUGAGAGCAGCUGUUGAAUAUGCAAACUUGCAUAUAACACUAGGGACACUGUAUUGUUGCAUGACUCUGGCACUUGCUGGGGACAUGCUAAAUCACAUCUCUAUGUAACUGAUCAGUACUGUAGCUCUUCUUGCUUUACCCAGUAAGAAUUCAUAAUGUGCCACCUGGCUGAAGCAUCUUGUUGGGGCUGCUUUCUGAGUUGCACUGUCAUGUCGGGUGUGUAUAACACCAGAAAAGUAUUCUGAAGCUGUAUGAGCUCAAAGAAUCUGAAGUCUUUUGAGCUGGAAGGGACCUCUGGAGGUCAUCUGGUUCAACUGCCCUGCUCAAGCAGGGCCACCUAGAGUCAGUCACCCACUAGUUCCUGUGUGCUGUUUAUGGUCUGGAGCCUGCUGAAUUUAAUGUUUUAAGAGCUGGUAUGUGCAGAAAUACGUGUGCUGUGGGGGGUAUGCUUUAGAGUUACAGAGGAGGAAGGAUUCCUGAUCACCUUUCAUCUGGAAUUUGGCACUGUUACAAAACACUACGAACAUAAUUCAGUCUUAUUUAUAGGUAUUGUUAAGAAGCCUAGAGGCUUCAGAAGAGAUGCACAAAGUAACUUGUGAGAACAGUCGGUUUGCACAGUAAAUGAAGACAAUAAACCUGAAUAGCAGCUAAGAGCUUGUCUUGUGAGGUAGAUUUGGAUUAGAAAAUGGGCUGUGUACAGAGUUGUCUGCAAAAUACUGCUGACUUUCUGAUCCUCAAGUAAUAUUUGAAAACUAUGAAAUUUAAAGAUUACAGCCUCAUUUUUCUUACAGCACCCCACUGUCUGAGUCUUACCUUUUGAAGCUGGGCUUGAGCUACAUAUAUUGAGAUCCUUGAACCAUUCAUCACUUCAGAAUAAAGUUUGAAUUUUGCAUCUGCAGGGAGGACCAGAAGAGUGUCAAAUUAUCUCAGAUGACUUUGUAAUAGAUGUGUUAUUCUGGGGAAGCACCAACAGGAAGCUCCAGAGGAUACAUCUGUCUGGGAAAUUACCUGCCACAAAGCUAGCAUUGUUAGAUGAACCAAGUGCUGGACUUUGCUACACUCAUAUACAGAGCUAUCUGUAGAAUCCCAAAAGUCAAUGUCAGAAUUGCCAGUGCUGUAAUUCUAAUGAGAACUGGAAUUAAAAUAGUAUGAAAUUAUAAGAGACAGUGCCAAAUUGGUGGGGUUAUUUUCUGCAAUUUUGCAGGUAAAUUUAGGUCUUUGCUGCUUCUUUACCUAAACCUUGACCGUCAGCACUUUCAAGAAAACUGUUACUCCCUUUCUCUGUUUCUCAGCUCCUAUCAUUUCAUUACCUGGUUAGGUUUUCUCUUAUUAAGCAAGGGACUAGUUUCAUUUUGCUGACUGUGAAAACAUGAAAAGUACUGUCUUGUAGAGCUGAAAUUUAACCUCCUUCCUUUAUUAAAGGUCCCUUCCAACCCCUACCAUUCUAUGAUUUUGUGGCCUAGAGUCAUACAGUUACUUGUACAACAAGGCCUGAGGCUGCAUUCCUACCUGGAAUCUGUGUAUCUGUUGGCAGUAACAUAGUUCUAUGUAUUUCCAUUAUCUUGCAGUGGGUUCUGGCUGAAACAGGAUUACUGCAGACCUUUUGGACAAGAGCAUUUAGCUGAAGAGUAUCGGAAGUAACAUUUGGGGAAAGGCUGCAAAAGUGACUGAACUCUAAAAGGACAAGAGUUCAAGUCUUCUGUAACAUAUGACUGUCUGAAUCUAACAGAUUUGUGACAGCAGUAGAAGUGCAUUGCUGUAUUGAGUUACCAAAGGUGGGGAAUUCAGUUGCAUUCUUUGCAGCAGGCCUGGGAGAAGGGUCAGGCUGGAUGGUGAGCAUCUAAAAUGUUUACGUACAAGGGAACUAAGCUUUUAUCAGAAGUAAGGUUUUAGUGACUUACCAGGAAGAAAGCCAGUUGAAAAUUUUUGGUGACUUUAUAAAAUUAGAAUAAAGGAUCCUGAUCAUCAAACCUAUUAUCGAAUACGAAGCUUUUGUAUUCAUGCUCCUCCCUUUUUGGGAACUCACUGAGUUGAUGGACUCCUCACUUUUGACUCCUCUCUUAGAUUUUUAAUUCUUUUCUCAAAUGUUGUGUAUGUCAUAGAGAAAGAAAUGAAUUUUUUCUUUUGACUUGCAACCAUGAAUUCAUGUCUGAGUUCAGGCAUACUGAGCUAUGUAUGAGACAGUGUUGGUUGAAUGAAAGUCCAAUAAAAAAAUGGAGAAGCUGAGACAAAUCUAAACAGGUAAAGAUGACCAAAUGACCUUCCUUGAAGUGCAGAAAUUAAGAGACUACAUAGUGCUUGGUUUGGAGUCAACAUUUUCACAGAAAAAUGCUCUGUUAGCACGGUGCUGAUGUUAAAGAUGGCAAGACACAGGGAGGGCUGCCAGUUGCUUUUUGUCCACCAGAGGGUAUAAGCGUCACACAACCGCUGAAGACGAGCGAGCAAAGACUUUCCUGAGGUUGAAUUAUGACAGGUUAAACGUCGACAUGUCUCUAUGAGACUGAAAGUUCUGCUUAGGAAGAGAGGGGGAAAGAGGGAACAAACUGGAGCUUUAAUGGGGAAAUAUGAAGUAAUACUACAGUUAACCCCUAACUGAAAAGGCUACAGAAGCUUGCUGGGAUUUCUAAUUGAACCAUUUUCUAGUGUGGCUGUUGAGACAAUAGCGUUACAGAAUAACUGUCCUCAGAUCUUCUUGUUGUCCAUUCAAGCCACUUUCUAGGUGCAGGAAGCAGCUCUGUAAAUGCAAUGUUUGUAGUUUAUCCUCCCGCCCUUUGGAAUUAUCCAGUUUCUGUACAUUUGUGUAUUCGGUAGCAUUGCCCUAAUUUAUACUCUGAGGUUUUUAGUAUUUCCUGGUAAGAAUGAGCAGUUUCUUUCAGGUGGAUCUAUAUUCUGUAGAAAUUGAAGCACUUUUAAUCUAAAAAAUACAGAUGUAUCUAAUGGGUUACUAUGGCAAUUUGUGACCAUGGCAACAGUGAGUUAGCAUUCUGAGGAACACACAGGUUCAUUUCUGGUUUGCUUGUUUUGUUGUGUUUUGGGGUUUUUUUUGUCAACAACCUCAUUAAUGGUGCAAGCUCCCCAGCUCAAGAGGUACAGGGUACUUCUGGAGACAAUGCAGUGCAGGGCCACCAAGAUGAUCAGGGGACAGGAACAUCUUCCUUACAAGGAAAGGCUACGGAAACUGAGGCUGUUUAGUCUGGAGGAGACCGAAGGGGGAUCUUAUUAAUACUUAAAAAUAUCUAAAUGAUGAAUGUCAGGAGGUUGGGGCAUCAUUUUUUUCUGUUGUAUCUAGUGACAGGAUAAGGGGUAAUGGAAAGAAGCUGAAACACAAAAAAUUCUAUUGAAACAAAAGGAAGAACUGCUGUAAGGGUGAGCACAGGCUGCCCAGGGGAAUUGUGGAGUCUCCUUCUUUGGAGAUCUUCAAAACCCACCUGGACACGUUCCUGUGUGACCUGAUCUAGGUGAACGUGCUUUAGCAGGAGAGUUGAACUAUAUGAUCUCUAAAGGUCCCUUCCAAUCCUACCAUUCUGUGAUUUCAGGAAAAAACAUUGCUUUUUUGAGUUCUUGACUAUACAAGACCAUGUAAGAACAAGGGAUUUUGACAUUUUCUCAUACAAGAUUUUUAUAGAAAAGUUGAUAAGUAUGGGCUGGAUGAGCAGACAGUGAGGUGGGGAAAAAACUAGCUGAAUGGACAGGUCUAAAGUGUGGUGAGAAGUCUGAAUGGAGGCCAGCAGCUAGCAGCGUACCACAAGACUCAAAACUGGGUCUAGUCCUAUUUGACAUUAGUGACCUGGAUAAUGGAGUAAAGUGUAGACUCAGCAAGUUUGCUUAUAAUACAAAACUGGAAGGAGUGGCUGAUGUGCAGGAAGCAGCAAGAGGUAUUUAGAGUAUCUGACCUUGCAUCUUAAAAUAUAGGGAAAUCUGAGUAGAAACGUAAUGAGACAGUCUGAGAUUCGUUCUGGUGUUGAGAAAGAGGUCUUUUAUCUACAGCAUCCUAGAUGGAAACUUACAGGCUGAAGAAGGGUCCAGGUCAUAGCAGGAGUUCACUGUAGGAAAGAGAAAUGGAAUUUAGAAUAGGACUAGGGAUUCUUUGUUGUCGGACUUGGUAGAGAAAGUUAUGUUUCUGUUCCAUUUUUUCCAUCAUAUGAUCAGAGUAAAACAAAAAUAUAGUGCUUUCAGCCAGGUGCUCUGUUUCAACUACAAUUUGUGGGUUGUCCUGACAUAGUUGAAACCCCAAGAGCACAUAUUGCAUUAUAGAAAACACUUCAGCCAUGAUUUAGAGAGUUGUGAGAAAUUAAUACAUUACUGGGGGAUGUAGGAAUGGGCUUUCAUCACUAAGCCUCCUGUUCAGUGAAUGGCUAUCACUGCCAGCGUAGAGCUCAUGUAAAGGCUCUCUGCUAGCAGAACUCAAUGUCAGCACAAGGAAAUGUGCUGGAUGUAAGUUUAGCCAAAGACAAAUCACAAACAUUUUCAAGCUUUCUCUUUUUCCUGGACUCUGUGGGGAAUCUAGCAACUGAAUGGGAAUUACAACAUUGCUGCUAUCACUUGCUAAUUUGGGGCAAUUAAUAUCUUGAAUUGUAGAUAGCUUGUUUUUGAAUUCUAUCUAUUAUAUAAACUGCAUUUAAAAGACAGUUUUUGUAAAAGCCAGCUGUUGUGAGCAGUUUGUAUUUGCCACAUGCAUAUAGAAGCAGAUGGGUGGAGCCACUGGUGCUCAAAGGCUAUUACAUCAGAAAAGGGCAGCCCAAGCUGAAUUGGUUCAGCUACUCCAGUCUACUGUCAGGCUCUUUGAUGACUGGUGAGCCACUUGGAAUUAACACACGCAUUGCAAGAGCUUAAUCCUGAUACUGUCACCUUUUUACCCAUGCUUUGAAGCACCGGGAUGUUAAAUAACUGGGUUUCUGGGCUUUUUUUGAGGGGGAAGAGGGAAUUUGAAUUCUUUUUGGGGAGUCAUUAAAAGCUUGGUCACUUGCUGCAGUAUAAUGACUUAAAUGUAGAAACCUUAAAGCAUCCUAAUCCAGUAUAGUGCUUGCUUUGUUUACCCAGACUCUUUCUAGGUAUCUUUUUUGCAUUCUCUUUUUGUGAAAACUAUGAAAGAAAACCAUGUGCUACCUCUUUGGUAACUUUCUCUUUUGCUCUAGUUUGUUUUGUCCCGUUUCAAAGGAUCAGCUGUUUUUCUUCCAUUUCUCCUCAGAGUAUAAUACAAGAGGUUUUACUGAUGCACUUCCAUGCCACAGGGUGGCAGCUAAUCCUCACUUCUGUGUUAUUUUGGCGUUUCUGCUGGAAGCAGCUCUCCUGGCCAUGUGCCCCUCUGAGACAUAAGCUUCAUGAACCUCUGAAUACAGCCCUUCUGUGGGGUUGAAGAGUAUUUGAAAAAGCUUAUUGUAUUGUGUCUAUUCAGGCUGUAUCAACUUACUGAAGCCUGUAGUAGCUGACAGGACAAAAAAAGCAUCUUCCAAGGUAUACAUUUUUAAUAUUGCAUAUUGCUACGGUUUCAUGUGGGUCUCUUGUAAGUGGUGCUCCAAGCACAACUGAACACAAGUAUGUGGUGACACCUCUGGAAAAAUGUGGCUUUGAUGGAGUCUUAGUUAUUGAUGUGGGUAUCCAGAGAUAAGUUGGGAGAAGUUACCAUUCACUUUUUAUUUCCAAUUCAUUUUGACAGAUCAUUAUCUCAGAUAAUUUGAAUUGACAUCUCGAUGUGUCAUUAGAAUAGGUUUAUGAUUUGCAGGUAUGGCUUUUUGCUCUUUGUUAUUGAGUUUACAUGGUUUACUCCCACCCCUUGUCCCAGUUUCUUACUAUUGCUGCCUGUGAAUAUUUUUCUUCAAAAAGCUGCUAUUUUGUUAUGUUCUCAAACUGUGCUCCCAAGUUGUUUAAAUUUAUCUCCAUGUCUCUUAUGUGUUUAGUCUUCUGCCUUUCUCCCUCUCCAUUGUUCAAUAAAGAUAUGAAAAUUAAUACAGAGUCCUGCUAUUUCUGCCAUGUAAAAAUCAA